This is a messenger RNA of Cetraspora pellucida, 2097 nucleotides long. NCBI's taxonomy places the organism in Eukaryota, Fungi, Glomeromycota, Glomeromycetes, Diversisporales, Gigasporaceae. The record is from the annotation of a GenBank genome assembly.
AUGUAUAAAAUUCGUGAUGAUAGUAUAAAACCAAGACAAUUUCUCGGUACAGAUUCCGAAGAUGAAAUAAAAGCUAUAUUUACAGAGCAUCAGGGACAUUCACUACAUGAAAUCAUUGAUGGAAAUGAUCCACUUCGUCCCUUUAUUGAUUUUGAUUUAUCUCAAGAAACACUAAAUAAAAUCGAACCAAAACUUACAUAUUGGGAUAUUAAAACCUUAACUAUUGCCAAUAGUAGUGAUCAGAAAAAAAUGUCAUACCAUAUAUCAACUUUCGGACUUCAGCUCAAAAAUAUCACCAAAGUUGCAGUGUUUACUAAGCUUGUCCAUAAAAAACUUCCAAUAGGUUUACAAGCCAAUGGAAUUGUUGAUAAUAUUGCAAAUAAAAGUUCAUUCUCCUUACGAAUGCUUGGAACACCAAAGAUUAUCAAAGAAACCAAUGAGCAUGUUCAUCCAAAGAGAGCAGUUAUACCUAAAAAUGGUACCAUUUUCGACUUUAUGCUUCGUCCUUCUCAUAAUGAUGCAGAAAUAAAAGAUAGUCCUAUCUUGGAAACACUGAAAGAAAAAACAUCAAUCGAAAAUAGGUCAAUGCCAAAAAAAAAUAAAAUCGAUGCCGGAAGCAUUGGAUCUGAAGUAGAAUACAUAGAAAAAUUACUUGAGGAGUAUAAAAUCGAAGGUUUUGGAGUAUUAUAUCCUUUACCUACACUUCCAAAUAUAUUCCCUCUAAAUCGUAUAGCAGAAUCUCAAUGUCCACUCUCAGAUCAAGAAACACAGACAGGCACAAAAAAACCCUCAUUAAAACUUACUUUAAAUGCAUUAGUCUUGGAACAGAAAAACAAUAAACGAACAUGGAUUCUCAAACACAGAAAACCGGACAGUAAAUUAUACUUUGGUAUGGCACCUACUCUAGAUUUCAGUAAAAUAACUAUUAAUAUAGUAGAACUUGAAGGAGAACCAAUAAAAUUAAUCUCUUUGAUAGAUCGUAUAUAUGACAGCAAGGCGAUUAUGUAUGAUAAUAUCGAUUUCUUACCAUAUUCACCUAAUAUAGAGCAACCAAAAAAUAAAUUUUUCAACCUCUUCUUAGGGUUCAAGGCCAAACCAGCACUUCAAAUUAAUUAUGAUCUUGUAAACCCAAUAAUCUGGCAUAUAGAAAAUAUCUGGUGUGCCAGGAAUAAGGUUCUUUCCAUAUACGUUCUCAAGUGGUUGGCAUUUUUAGUUCAGUAUCCAGCAAAAAUUCCAGGAACACUUGUAUAUUCAACAUCCGAUUUGGGUAAAAUUUUGGGAAAAUUCAACAGUAGUAUUCAAGGACAAGAUUACGUCUCAAUUGAACGCAAGGGUCUUGAAAAUCAAGAUUGUGGACAUUUUCCCAGAUUUAUAGUAUUAAGCAAUCAUGAUGCACCAAUUCGUGUUGAGCAAGGAGAUGGGCGUAUUGUAUGUUUAGAUGUUUCACCACGCUGUAAGGACCAAAUUGAAAAACCAGGUUGUGCUAUGUUAUAUCAGGAGUAUCGCACAUGGUGUGAAACCAAUGGUGAAAAGCCAUUCAGUAAUAAUAAUUUUGGAAAAAAAAUCCCACAAGUUAACAUUGAACGAAAAUGUGCUAGUGGUGGAAAAAGAGAAUGGCAGUAUAUUCUUAACCGAUUCAAGAUUAUAGUAAAAUUACGAGAAUCAGUUAAUAUCCCUGUAUUCGAUGUUCCAGAAAUCGUAACUCCAGAACUAGAAAAAAAUAUAACCGAGUUAUCAGCUACCAAUCGCAUCAAAAAAAGCAAGGAUUCAUCACCUGUUCCUAUUCUACCAGUUACUAACGAAACCCAGGCUCUCUUCGAUUCAAUAAUAGAACAACCAGAAAGUUCAGUUGUUUCGUCGUCCAAGUCUACCAAUAUAUCUCUGCCUCCCGAAAUCGAACAUGUAGAAUCUGUAGACAAUGAAGUUGAAUCUUCAGAAAUUAUCGAAGAAUUGGUAGAAGAUGAUCCCGAUUUAUUAAUGAAUGAUGAGCCUGAGAUAUCUCCUGACUUACCAGCAAAUGAUGAACCAAAAUCCAGCAACGAUUCACCCUCCUUGCAGAUAUCAUAUCCGCCAGGAUAUCAAACCAGGAAGCAAUGA